Sciurus carolinensis (gray squirrel) is the source of this 4106-nucleotide messenger RNA. It is a transcript of the gene Tnpo3, whose product is annotated as transportin 3. Gene Ontology annotation, biological process: protein import into nucleus. Gene Ontology annotation, cellular component: nuclear membrane; cytoplasm. Lineage: Eukaryota; Metazoa; Chordata; Mammalia; Rodentia; Sciuridae. The record is from RefSeq and is a predicted model, not a curated record.
CAAAGGUACUGGGCUGUCGCUUCCGGUCCGGUUAAACGCGGCUUAGGUGCGCAGCGUGGCUGGUGUCGUGCGGAGAUCGGCUUCUGAACGUAAAUGACCAGGUGAAGAAUCAAGAAUCAGCGUCCGGAUUGAGGAGUCUGGAUACCGGGGAAAAGACCGGAAAAAAGGCCAGGAACUUGAAUACAAUCUGUCCGCUGUUUCCGAGGGGGCAACUUCCACGGUGAACCCCUCUGCCCUGGUAACGGCCAAAGAGGAGGAGAUGGCGCCAGUCAGGGAGCGGCUGUGGCCAAGACAGUAAGGAAGCGCGAAGGCGGAGCAACCGGGAAGCCUCCUGAGAAGAAUCAGAACCGUCGCUGUCACCACUGCCGCCACCACUAUGGAAGGAGCAAAACCGACAUUGCAGCUGGUGUACCAGGCAGUGCAGGCUCUUUACCACGACCCGGAUCCCAGCGGAAAGGAGCGCGCCUCGUUUUGGCUUGGGGAGCUGCAGCGUUCGGUUCAUGCCUGGGAGAUUUCUGAUCAGUUGUUACAGAUCCGACAGGAUGUGGAAUCAUGCUAUUUUGCUGCACAGACCAUGAAGAUGAAGAUUCAGACCUCAUUUUAUGAGCUCCCUACAGACUCUCAUGCCUCCUUAAGGGACUCAUUGCUAACCCAUAUCCAGAACUUGAAAGACUUAUCACCUGUCAUUGUAACGCAGCUGGCUUUAGCAAUAGCAGACCUUGCCCUACAGAUGCCUUCUUGGAAGGGUUGUGUACAGACAUUGGUGGAAAAAUAUAGCAAUGAUGUAACUUCUUUGCCAUUUUUGCUGGAGAUCCUUACGGUGUUACCUGAAGAAGUACAUAGUCGUUCCUUACGAAUUGGAGCUAACAGGCGCACAGAAAUUAUAGAAGAUUUGGCCUUCUACUCCAGUACAGUAGUAUCUCUGUUGAUGACCUGUGUAGAAAAAGCCGGAACAGAUGAGAAAAUGCUCAUGAAGGUCUUUCGCUGUUUGGGAAGUUGGUUUAACUUGGGAGUUUUGGACAGUAACUUCAUGGCUAACAAUAAGUUACUAGCACUGCUUUUUGAGGUUUUGCAACAGGAUAAGACCUCAUCCAACCUACACGAAGCUGCUUCAGACUGUGUGUGCUCAGCUCUUUAUGCCAUUGAGAACGUGGAAACUAACUUGCCAUUAGCCAUGCAGCUUUUUCAGGGAGUCCUGACGUUGGAGACUGCCUAUCAUAUGGCUGUGGCACGUGAAGAUUUAGACAAAGUUCUGAAUUACUGCCGUAUUUUCACUGAACUAUGUGAAACUUUUCUUGAAAAAAUUGUUUGUACUCCAGGCCAAGGUCUUGGAGACCUACGAACUUUGGAACUGCUUCUUAUAUGUGCAGGGCAUCCUCAAUACGAGGUAGUAGAAAUUUCCUUUAACUUUUGGUACCGACUAGGGGAGCAUUUGUACAAAACUAACGAUGAAGUUAUUCAUGGCAUCUUCAAAGCUUACAUUCAGAGGCUGCUUCAUGCCUUGGCUCGACACUGCCAGCUGGAACCAGACCAUGAGGGGGUUCCUGAAGAAACUGAUGACUUUGGCGAGUUUCGGAUGCGGGUAUCAGACCUGGUGAAGGAUUUGAUUUUCUUGAUUGGGUCUAUGGAGUGUUUUGCUCAGUUGUAUUCUACUCUGAAAGAAGGCAACCCACCCUGGGAGGUGACAGAAGCGGUUCUCUUUAUCAUGGCUGCUAUAGCAAGAGUGUUGAUCCCUGAGAAUAAUCCAACACUGGUGGAGGUCUUAGAAGGAGUCGUCCGUCUCCCAGAGACUGUCCAUACAGCUGUGCGAUACACUAGCAUUGAAUUGGUUGGAAUGAGCGAAGUGGUUGAUCGAAAUCCUCAGUUCCUUGGGACAGCACUUGUCCUUGCCAGAUUACCGUUGGAUAAGAUUACUGAAUGUCUUAGUGAGCUAUGUUCUGUUCAGGUUAUGGCAUUGAAGAAGCUGUUGUCUCAGGAGCCCAGCAAUGGCAUAUCCUCAGAUCCCACUGUGUUCUUAGAUCGCCUGGCAGUGAUAUUUAGACAUACCAAUCCCAUUGUGGAAAAUGGACAGACUCAUCCAUGCCAAAAGCUGAGGCAAAAGAUAUGGCCAGUUUUAUCCGAGACUCUAAACAAACACCGGGCUGAUAAUCGGAUUGUAGAGCGUUGUUGCAGGUGCCUGCGCUUUGCUGUUCGCUGUGUGGGCAAAGGAUCUGCAGCCCUGCUACAGCCACUAGUCACACAGAUGGUGAAUGUAUACCACGUACAUCAGCAUUCCUGUUUCCUGUACCUUGGCAGUAUCCUUGUGGAUGAGUAUGGUAUGGGAGGCUGUCGGCAGGGACUCUAGACAUGCAUCCAGGCACUGUGCAUCCCCACCUUUCAACUCCUGGACCAGCAGAAUGGUCUCCAGAACCACCCUGACACUGGUGACCUGUUCAGGCUAGCUACCAGGUUUAUUCAGCGUAGCCCUGUCACGUUAUUGAGGAGCCAAGUAGUAAUUCCAAUCUUACAAUGGGCCAUUGCCUCUACUACCCUGGAUCACCGGGAUGCCAAUUGUAGUGUCAUGAGGUUCCUACGAGACCUUAUCCAUACAGGGGUAGCCAAUGAUCAUGAAGAAGACUUUGAAUUACGGAAAGAACUAAUUGGACAGGUGAUGAACCAGCUUGGACAACAACUUGUAAGCCAGUUGCUCCACACAUGUUGCUUUUGUCUCCCUCCCUAUACUUUACCAGACGUGGCUGAAGUGCUGUGGGAGAUCAUGCAGGUUGACAGGCCGACCUUUUGUCGCUGGUUAGAGAAUUCCUUGAAAGGUUUUGCAAAGGAGACAAACCGUGGAGCUGUUACAGUGACACACAAACAUCUUACAGACUUCCACAAGCAAGUACUAGGUGAUGCUGAGGAAUGUAAGCAAGUUUGCUGGGCCUUGCGAGACUUCACCAGGUUAUUUCGAUAGCUCACACUCCUGCACUGUGCCUGUCACCCAGGAAUGUCUUUUUUAAUUAGAAGACAGGAAGAAAACAAAACCCAGACUGUGUCCCACAAUCAGAAACCUUCGAUGCGGCAGAGGGGCCUUCACUGCCCCCAGGGCGUCCACCCAGACAGGGAGAGACUCCAGCCUUCCCAGGCGUCCUGAGGAGUUCCUGUUUGGGGGUGUGAGGGAAAAUCAGCGCGGUUUAAAAAAGAUGGCUGCAGCCUGUCCGGCGUGGUGGGAGGGGAGCUGGUUUCCUGGUGAACUUGUUUCUAAAAGGAAAAACAAUUUUGAGGAAAUAAAAAAGGAAAAAAGAAAAACUAAACUGAAACCAGAACUGAAACAUUCGCCUGGUAGCAAAUGAUAUACACUAAGUGCAGUACACACAGAAAACAAAAGUGAGAACUUGAUGUGAAACAAAAGUAUUCACUUAGGGAAAAUGUGGGAAUUCAAAUGAAUUUUAAAUAUUUACAGUUGGAAGUAAAGGGUCAGGGUCAUCUCUGAGAGUUUUCUAUUGUUUCACCUUCUUUCCCUCUCCUACUCCCCCCACCCUUUAACACAGUGAAUAGAAAUAUCCCUCCCUGCAACUAUUUCUUCCUGCCAUGAGCUGUUAUGACAAGAAGCCUAUUCUGCUAUAGGUCAUGGUCAUGUUGGUGAUACUCAGGACCAGCCAGGGUCAAAAUGCAUAUUCGUGUAUAACUCAACCCUGACCCUUAUCAGUCUCUAAAUCCACUACCAAUCCCCAUGAGGUUGUCAGCCUUGGGGAGAAGAGCCACAUUGAGGUGGGUGGGGUAGGAUAUAAAUGUGUAUUUUGUUUUUUUGUUUUUUUAAGUUUUUUUUCUUUCUUUUUCCCUUAGCGAACUAUUUACCCACAGAUGUGAGAAAAAAUGAGGGUGAGAGUAUGGAGCAAGUGUUUACAGGGCUACUUGUAUUUUACUAAAAAGUGUGGAAACUAAUUGACUUUGUGGGGGUAAGGGCCAAAGUGGGGAGCCCAAAACAGAUCUUAAUGUUUCAAAGGAGUGCAGCCCUGCAUAGUCAUUAGAUUUGAGGGCACUGUUCUGUCUGGUGUUGUAGCCAUCUCAAGAACAAAUCAACAGCAACAAAACAAACAAAAAAAUUAAAAAAAAAAAAAAAAAAAAAA